Ipomoea nil (Japanese morning glory) is the source of this 1423-nucleotide messenger RNA. RefSeq lists its product as uncharacterized. Bases 53 to 457 code for a protein of 134 amino acids. NCBI's taxonomy places the organism in Eukaryota, Viridiplantae, Streptophyta, Magnoliopsida, Solanales, Convolvulaceae. The transcript is spliced from 2 exons. The record is from RefSeq and is a predicted model, not a curated record.
CGCGACCGUUCAAAUCGAUGAAAUCCCAACUGAUUCAUCUCUCGAGCUAUCUAUGCCCUCGAACCCGGUUCCGGCAACAAGCUCUCCUAUUGCAAGUCGUGUAGGUAACAGGUCAUCACGAAAUCCCUUUCCCAUAUACAACUUUAUUUCAUAUGAUCGUCUCUCACCUUCAUAUAAUGCUUUUAUCACAUGUUUAUCUUCUGUUUCUGCCCCUAAAUCUGUUAAAGAAGCCCUUUCCCACCCUGGUUGGCGUCAGGCUAUGGUUGAUGAAAUGGCUGCUCUUCAUUCAUCGGGAACUUGGGAGUUAGUUCCAUUACCCGAAGGUAAAACAACUGUUGGUUGCCGAUGGAUCUAUACUGUGAAAGUUGGGCCCAAUGGACAGGUUGAUAGACUUAAAGCUCGACUGGUAGCUAAAGGAUAUACACAGGAGAUGAUGUUGAAGGAAUACAAUUGUUGAAACAACAUCUAUUCCAACAUUUUGAAACAAAAGAUCUGGGGAAGUUAAAAUACUUUUUGGGAAUUGAAGUAGCACAAUCCAAGCAAGGAAUUUGCAUAUCACAAAGAAAGUAUGCAUUGGAUAUACUAGAAGACACAGGUAUGAUGAAUUGCAAACCUCUUGACACUCCUAUGGAUCCAAAUACCAAACUCCUACCAGACCAGGGGGAGCUUAUCCAAGAUCCGGGAAAAUAUAGACGAUUGGUUGGAAGAUUACUUUAUUUAACUGUAACUCGACCUGAUAUCUCUUUUGCGGUAAGUGUUGUUAGUCAGUUCUUGGCAUCUCCACGUGAAAGUCAUUGGGAAGCUGCCAUUCGGAUUUUACGAUAUAUUAAAAAAUCUCCAGGCACUGGUUUGUUAUGCAAAGACCAUGGAAACCUUGAAAUUAUUGGGUACACAGAUGCAGAUUGGGCAGGUGCAUGGGAUAGAAAAUCAACAUCUGGAUAUUGUAUCUUUCUUGGUGGCAACUUAAUCUCUUGGAAAAGUAAAAAGCAAAAUGUUGUUGCUCGAUCAAGUGUAGAAGCCGAAUAUUGAUCUAUGGCCGUUGGAACAUGUGAACUUGUGUGGUUGAAAAACCUCCUUACCGAACUGCAGAUUUGUACAAAGGAGUCCAUGAAGCUCAUUUGUGAUAACCAAGCAGCUUUGCAUAUUGCAUCAAAUCCAGUUUUUCAUGAAAGGACGAAACACAUUGAAAUUGAUUGCCAUUUUGUUCGAGACAAAGUUACUUCUGGAGAUAUUACUACAUCUUUUAUAGGCUCAAAUAAUCAAUUAGCUGAUAUAUUUACUAAAGCUUUAAGAAGUCAUAGGAUUGAAUACAUUUGUAACAAGCUUGGUGCAUAUGAUAUACAUGCUCCAGCUUGAGGGGGAGUGUUGAAACACAAAAGUUGUGUCUGUAGAAAUAUAGCUGUUGAAGUUGUGUAGGGUUGUG